AUGCCAGCAAGAAAUGAGUCAACAAAACAACCAAUACUGUACAUUGAUGAACAUACGGAAAAUGUGCAAGAAAAAAAAAGUUCACUCGCCAUUUUUUUCAUACUUUUGGUGAUCGUCGCUGCAACUUUGGUUGUGCAUGUGCUGAUCAUUUCAAAGUUAUAUUUCAUUCCAGAAAGCUUAGCUAUUGUCAUAUUAGGUGCAUCAAUUGGCUUAGGUUUAUCAUAUAGUAAAAGAGACUGGACAGAAGUGGAAACUUUCAGUCCUAAUAUAUUUUUUCUUGUGCUUCUCCCACCAAUCAUAUUUGAAAGUGGUUAUAAUCUUCAUAAAGGUGAUUUUUUCACAAAUAUGUUUCCGAUUCUAUCAUUUGCUAUACUCGGAACGGUAAUAUCUGCUUUAACUAUUGGGUCCUCGCUUUAUAUUCUUGGACAGGCAGAUUUAAUAUAUAAAUUGACGGCGGAAGAAAGUUUCACAUUCGGUUCCAUGAUUUCUGCUGUAGAUCCAGUUGCUACACUUGCUAUCUUUCAAGCACUAAAUGUGGAACGAAUGUUAUAUAUGUUAGUUUUUGGAGAAUCAAUGCUUAAUGAUGCAGUUGCAAUUGUUCUCACAUCAACUUGUCAGCAAAUGUCCCGUGAAACUAUUUCAUCCUCCAAUUUUGAAAGCUUGUUUUUUGCUGUGAUUUCGAGAUUUACCUACGUCUUUUUCGUGUCUGCUCUCGUUGGUGCUUUUGUGGGAUUUAUAUCUGCUUUGCUCUUCAAGCAUGUUGAUUUGCGAAAAACGCCAAGUCUAGAGUUUGCCCUAUUACUUAUAUUCGCAUAUCUACCAUAUGGUCUUGCAGAAGCCAUUUCGCUCUCAGGCAUAAUGGCAAUUUUAUCGUGUUCGAUAACAAUGUCUCAAUAUACUCAUUUCAAUAUUUCGCCUAUUACACAAAUUACCAUGCAACAAACAUUUAGAACUUUGGCAUUUGUCGCAGAAACUUGCACAUUCGCAUAUCUUGGAUUGGCCUUGUUUACAAUUAAACUUCAGUUCCAGCCUAUGUUGAUUUCAUGGAGCAUACUUCUUUGUUUCAUCGGUCGCGCAUUAAAUGUGUUUCCUCUUGCAUAUGUAGUUAACAAAUGCCGUCAUGCUCAAAUUUCUAUCAAAAAUCAGUUCAUCAUGUGCUAUAGUGGUAUGAGAGGAGCCGUGGCGUUUGCAUUGUCUCUGCAUAUUUCUGUAGAAAAUGAAGAAACAAAAAGAAUUCUGCUGACGGCAACUCUUGUUAUUGUAUUGUUUACGAUUAUAUUUCUUGGUGGUACUACUUUGCCUGUGUUGCGAAUUUUGAGUUAUUUAUUCCCAGAGCGAAAACGCAGAAAAUAUGGAUUACGAUCUGCCAGUAAUCGAAGCAGAUCUGCUGUGUUACUGAGUAAAACACAAGAAAUGGUAAUAUUUGAUCAGUCAGAAUACCUAACUUCUGAUGUGGAAGAAAACUUCAAGAACGGUUGGAGAAUCGAAUGA
Molecule: messenger RNA, 1491 nt
Organism: Thelazia callipaeda (thelaziosis nematode)
Lineage: Eukaryota; Metazoa; Nematoda; Chromadorea; Rhabditida; Thelaziidae
Source: the annotation of a GenBank genome assembly